AUGGCCGCCGCCGCCUCCGCUGCGAGAUCCUUCAUCCGGUCCAGCGGCUCGUCGUCCCUCCGCAGCGCGGCGGCCAGAGCCGCCUCGCGUGCCGGACCUGCUCCGCUGCCGAGGUGGAUGCCAACCUCUGCCCCCCGCGUACUCCUAAGGUCGCCGGUGGAGAUGAGCAGCGUGUGUCUGGAGUCCCUUAUGCCCAUGCACAGCGCCACGGCUUCGGCGCUCAUGACGUCGCUUCUCGCUGCCCCGGCUUGCAAGGGAUUCGGUUGGCUAUCAGAAGGUGAUUUGCCCUGGUCUCAGUUUCAUUUCCUUGCUUCGUAA
Molecule: messenger RNA, 318 nt
Organism: Miscanthus lutarioriparius
Lineage: Eukaryota; Viridiplantae; Streptophyta; Magnoliopsida; Poales; Poaceae
Source: the annotation of a GenBank genome assembly